GACAAGGAAGAAGAAAAGUCUACAAAGGAUGUCUCUGAAAAGGAAGACAAGGAUAAAAGCAAAGAAAAGGUUCCAAGGAAGAUGCUUUCCAGAGCCAGGUAUGGUGGCCAUUCACCUGUAAUCUCUGUACAUGAGAGGCUGAGACACAAGGAUUGGAAGUUUGAGGGCAGCCUGGGAUACAUUGACUCCAGCCAAGAAUAUACAGACUCCACUGGAAUAGAUCUACAUGAAUUUCUUGUAAAUACACUGAAAAAGAACCCAAGGGACAGAAUGAUGCUGCUAAAAUUAGAACAGGAGAUUCUGGAAUUUAUUAAUGACAACAAUAACCAGUUCAAGAAGUUCCCUCAGAUGACCUCAUAUCACCGGAUGCUAUUACACCGGGUAGCUGCCUAUUUUGGAAUGGACCACAAUGUUGAUCAAACUGGGAAAGCUGUUAUCAUCAACAAAACCAGCAACACAAGAAUCCCUGAACAGAGGUUCUCAGAACAUAUAAAGGAUGAGAAGAAUACAGAGUUUCAACAGAGAUUCAUUCUCAAGAGGGAUGAUGCCAGUAUGGACCGAGAUGAUAACCAGAUCAGAGUUCCAUUGCAGGAUGGAAGGAGGAGCAAGUCAAUAGAAGAGAGAGAGGAGGAAUAUCAAAGGGUCCGAGAGAGAAUAUUUGCCCGAGAGACUGGCCAGAACGGAUAUCUAAAUGACAUCAGACUCUCCAAAGAAGCCUUUUCUUCUAGCUCUCACAAGAGAAGGCAGAUUUUUAGGGGGAACCGUGAAGGGCUGAGCCGUACCUCAAGCAGCCGUCAGAGUAGCACAGACAGCGAACUGAAAUCCCUGGAACCACGGCCUUGGAGCAGCACAGACUCAGAUGGCUCUGUCCGAAGCAUGCGACCCCCUGUCACCAAAGCCAGCAGCUUCAGUGGAAUUUCUAUCCUAACCCGAGGUGACAGCAUUGGCAGCAGUAAAGGUGGCAGUGCAGGAAGGAUCUCCAGGCCAGGUAUGGCACUAGGUGCCCCAGAAGUGUGUAACCAGGUCACCUCACCCCAGUCUGUUCGGGGCCUUCUCCCUUGUACUGCCCAGCAGCAGCAGCAGCAACAACAACUUCCUGUUCUCCCUCCCACUCCUCAGCAACAACCACCCUUGAAUAAUCACAUGAUCUCACAGGCAGAUGACCUCAGCAACCCAUUUGGACAAAUGAGUCUUAGCCGCCAAGGUUCUACUGAAGCAGCUGACCCAUCCUCAGCUCUGUUCCAGCCCCCACUUAUCUCCCAGCACCCUCAGCAGACUAGCUUCAUCAUGGCUUCAACGGGACAGCCGCUCUCCACUUCCAACUAUUCCACCUCUAGCCAUGCACCACCUACUCAGCAAGUCCUGCCACCCCAGGGCUACAUGCAGCCCCCUCAGCAGAUCCAAGUUUCUUACUUUCCCCCUGGACAGUAUCCUAACUCAAACCAGCAAUAUCGACCUCUAUCUCACCCGGUGGCCUACAGCCCCCAGCGUGGUCAGCAGCUGCCUCAACCAUCCCAGCAGCCUGGUUUACAGGCCAUGAUGCCUAACCAGCAACAAGCGGCUUACCCAGGCAUGAUUGGGGUCCAGCAGCCCCAGAACCAGGGCCUGCUCAGCAACCAGAGGAGCAGCAUGGGAGGCCAGAUGCAAGGCCUGGUUGUUCAGUACACUCCACUGCCUUCUUAUCAAGUCCCGGUAGGCAAUGACUCGCAAAAUGUGGUUCAGCCGCCUUUUCAGCAACCCAUGCUGGUCCCUGCAAGCCAGUCUGUACAAGGAAGCCUCCCUGGGGGAGGUGUACCAGUAUACUACAGCAUGAUCCCACCAGCUCAGCAGAAUGGUACGAGCCCUUCUGUGGGAUUUCUGCAACCUCCUGGCUCUGAGCAGUACCAGAUGCCUCAGUCUCCCUCUCCCUGCAGUCCACCACAGAUGCCACAGCAGUACUCAGGAGUAUCACCUUCUGGACCAGGUGUGGUGGUCAUGCAGCUUAAUGUUCCUAAUGGACCCCAGCCUCCUCAGAACCCAUCCAUGGUUCAGUGGAAUCACUGCAAAUAUUACAGUGUAGACCAGCGGGGACAGAAGCCUGGAGACCUAUACAAUCCUGACAGUAACCCCCAGGCCAACACACAAAUGAGCAGUAGCCCUGUCACAUCUCCUACCCAGUCUCCAGCACCCUCUCCUGUUACCAACCUCAGCAGUGUCUGCACUGGACUCAGUCCUCUGCCUGUCCUCACACAGUUCCCCCGGCCUGGGGGCCCUGCACAAGGUGAUGGGCGUUACUCUCUUUUGGGCCAGCCAUUACAGUACAAUCUCUCCAUUUGCCCUCCCUUGCUCCACAGCCAGUCAACUUACACGGUGCAUCAGGGACAGAGUGGAUUGAAGCAUGGAAACCGGGGCAAGAGACAAGCACUCAAAUCAGCCUCCACUGACUUAGGGACAGCAGAUGUUGUCCUGGGGCGGGUGCUGGAGGUGACAGAUCUCCCUGAGGGUAUCACCCGUACUGAGGCGGACAAACUCUUCACUCAGCUUGCCAUGUCUGGCGCCAAGAUCCAGUGGCUCAAGGACGCUCAGGGGCUGCCUGGUGGAGGUGGGGGGGAUAAUGGUGGGACUGCUGAAAACGGCCGCCACUCUGACCUCGCUGCCUUGUACACCAUCGUGGCUGUGUUUCCCAGCCCCCUGGCUGCCCAGAAUGCCUCUCUUCGCCUCAACAACUCUGUGAGUCGCUUCAAACUACGAGUGGCCAAAAAGAACUAUGACCUGAGGAUCCUGGAGCGAGCCAGCUCCCAAUAAGUGGAGGAGGGAAAGGGACUUACAUAGUAGGGGACAGGGCAAGGUGGAGGGGGCCAAGGCUAGAUUUACCUAGCCAGAGGCAAGAAGUAAGGAGACAGACGCCAGACUAGAGCCUAAGAUGUUAGGGAUGAAGCAAGAAACAGACUCACACAGGCACUGGACUCCAACCGACUUCCUACCAUGGCACCCCCUCUUUCUCCCUGGUUGCCCCUCCCCCAUUUCCCUCUCCUUCCCAUUCUCUUCUAUCAUUUUUUAUAUCUUCCACCCUGAAAUUCGUUUCUUUCAAAUUUUUGGCAAGGUAGAGUUGGGGAGGGUCUCACACUCUCCUCCUCACCUAUUUCCUCACCAUCCCAAGCUCCUGUUUCCUUUUUUGGUCUUUACGAAUAUAUUUAUAUGGACAGAAUUAAGAAAAACAAAAUUGAUUUCCCCAUUCUCUCACUUCCCCCAUCUUAUCUCCCCAAACCCCACAGAGUUAAAACUUGGAACCACCCCACCCCACCCCACCCCACCCCCAGAACACUUGUAUAUUGUUUGUUUGAGGUUUGUGCCGCAGUAACAGACACAGUAUUUAAUUGCACAUACAGAUGUUUGCUGGGUAUAUUCACUGUAAAUUUUAUUUAAUCUGGUUUUUUGUUUGUUUGGGGGGUUACUUGUGGGGGGAGGUUGAAUUUGUUUUUAAA
Dipodomys ordii (Ord's kangaroo rat) is the source of this 3464-nucleotide messenger RNA. It is a transcript of the gene R3hdm2, whose product is annotated as R3H domain containing 2. Lineage: Eukaryota; Metazoa; Chordata; Mammalia; Rodentia; Heteromyidae. The transcript is spliced from 21 exons. The record is from RefSeq and is a predicted model, not a curated record. Bases 82 to 2784 code for a protein of 900 amino acids. Gene Ontology annotation, molecular function: nucleic acid binding.